This is a messenger RNA of Centruroides sculpturatus (bark scorpion), 1320 nucleotides long. RefSeq names its product protein pelota-like (gene pelo). Gene Ontology annotation, biological process: nonfunctional rRNA decay; ribosome disassembly; nuclear-transcribed mRNA catabolic process, non-stop decay. Bases 113 to 1270 code for a protein of 385 amino acids. NCBI's taxonomy places the organism in Eukaryota, Metazoa, Arthropoda, Arachnida, Scorpiones, Buthidae. The transcript is spliced from 11 exons. Gene Ontology annotation, cellular component: cytoplasm. The record is from RefSeq and is a predicted model, not a curated record.
UGUAACAAUCGCCCCUUUUUCUAGAAAUGGCGACGAUGUCAAAGUGGGCUGUCUAUUAUAUACUUCAUUUUGGCGUACGUAACUAUUGCAAAUAAUAUUUAUUACAUCAACAAUGAAGCUUCUAGGAAAAAUUAUAGAAAAAGACGGCAGUGGACAUGUCACACUUGUGGCAGAAGAACCAGAGGAUAUGUGGCAUGCUUAUAACCUUGUUGCCGAAGGUGAUAGUUUACGAGCUUCUACAAUAAGGAAAGUGACUACAGAAUCAGCAACGGGUAGCACUGGGAGUAACAGGGUGAGGACAACUUUAACUAUUGCCAUCGAAAACAUUGAUUUUGACACUCAGGCAUGCGUUCUCAGAGUUAAAGGACGCAAUAUCGUUGAAAAUCAAUAUGUAAAAAUGGGAGCAUAUCACACUUUAGAUCUGGAACUAAACAGAAAGUUUACUUUGGCCAAAUCUUGUUGGGACAGUAUAGCUUUAGAUAGAAUAGAUAUGGCAUGUGAUCCUGCACAACAUGCCGAUCUUGCUGCAGUUAUCAUGCACGAAGGUCUAGCUCACAUCUGUCUCGUCACUUCGAGCAUGACUCUGAUACGAGCAAAAAUUGAUGUUAACAUUCCAAGAAAAAGAAAAGGACAAUGUGCACAACAUGAUAAGGGUUUGCAAAAAUUUUUUGAAUCUGUGAUGCAAGGAAUUUUAAGACAUGUUAAUUUUGAUAUUGUAAAAUGUGUGCUGCUUGCAAGUCCAGGUUUUGUAAAGGAUCAAUUUUAUGAGUAUAUGUUUGCUCAAGCUGUCAAACUUGAUCAAAAAGUAUUACUAGAGAAUAAAAGUAAAUUUGUUCUAAUGCAUUCAUCUUCAGGUUUCAAGCAUUCUUUGAAAGAAAUCUUGGCAGACCCAGCUGUUGCUGUGAAACUGGCAGACACUAAGGCAGCUGGUGAAGUUAAAGCUUUGGAAUCAUUUUACACAAUGCUUCAAAAUGAACCGAAUCGUGCUUUCUAUGGUUUUAAUCAUGUUCAGAAGGCAAAUGAAGGCCAAGCUAUUGAGACUUUGCUCAUUUCUGAUAAUUUAUUCAGAUGCCAAGAUGUUGCAAAAAGAAAACAAUAUGUUACUUUGGUGGAUAGUGUUAAAGAUAAUGGUGGAGAUGUCAAGUUAUUCUCUAGUCUUCAUGUUUCCGGAGAACAGUUGGGUCUGUUAACGGGUAUAGCAGCCAUCUUAAGGUUCCCCAUGCCAGAAUUGGAAGAAGAAAGCAAUAGUUCCAGUGAAGAAGACAAUUAACGUAUAACUUAAAAAAUAUAUUUCCUAAUAAACUGCUGUCAAGAACUCUA